Molecule: messenger RNA, 175 nt
Organism: Dovyalis caffra
Lineage: Eukaryota; Viridiplantae; Streptophyta; Magnoliopsida; Malpighiales; Salicaceae
Source: the annotation of a GenBank genome assembly
AUGGAUAGAAUGAACCUGUCCAGUCCUGAGCUCCCUCCAGGAUUCAGGUUUCAUCCAACAGACCAGGAGCUUAUCAUCCAUUAUCUCAAAAAGAAGGUCUCAUCUUCUUCAAAUCCUCAAGUUUCGAUAAUAGCAGACGUGGAUAUCUACAAGUUCAAUCCAUGGGAACUUCCAG